Raphanus sativus (radish) is the source of this 1380-nucleotide messenger RNA. RefSeq names its product homeobox-leucine zipper protein ATHB-16-like. Gene Ontology annotation, cellular component: nucleus. The record is from RefSeq and is a predicted model, not a curated record. The coding region runs from base 246 to 1145 and encodes 299 amino acids. The transcript is spliced from 3 exons. Gene Ontology annotation, biological process: positive regulation of DNA-templated transcription. Gene Ontology annotation, molecular function: DNA-binding transcription factor activity, RNA polymerase II-specific; sequence-specific DNA binding. Lineage: Eukaryota; Viridiplantae; Streptophyta; Magnoliopsida; Brassicales; Brassicaceae.
CUUGUUCAUACUGAAAAACGAAGAACACUCGCUCUCUCUCUCUCCCUCCUCCUCUGCUUCUAAAUAGCCCAACUCAAGAGCUUCUCUACCAUUUUAUAAAUUCUGUUCCUCUAAAGUCUUUUCUUUUGUUUGUGUGUCUAAGUGAAGAAGCUGAACUAUGUGUUAGAACAUUGUUGUAAUGAAAAUUUAGAAGCAUACAAAUUAAAAACACUCUAGAAGACAUUAAAACCUUUUUCGGUGUCAUAAUGAAAAGACUAAGUAGCUCAGAUUCAAUGUGUGGUCUCGUCUCCAAUUCUCCAGGUGCUUACCAUUUUUAUGAGCAGAGUCCACGAGGGUACGGAAGUAAUUUCCAGUCUAUGCUUGAUGGAUACGAAGAAGACGGCACAAUAGUAGAGGAAUAUUCCGGCAACCAACACAUGGGUCUGUCGGAGAAGAAGAGGAGGCUACGUGUGGACCAAGUCAAAGCUCUCGAGAAGAAUUUCGAGCUCGAGAACAAACUCGAACCCGAGAGGAAAACCAAACUAGCACAAGAGCUUGGUCUCCAACCUCGUCAAGUAGCGGUCUGGUUCCAAAACCGCCGCGCACGGUGGAAGACAAAACAGCUCGAAAAAGACUACGGACUUCUCAAGAGCCAAUACGACUCUCUCCGCCACAACUUCGAUUCACUCCGCCGCGACAACGAUUCUCUUCUCCAAGAGAUUAGUAAAAUGAAAGGAAAGAUCAACGGAGAAGAAGAUAACAACAACAACAUCAAGGCUGCGACGGAGAGUGAUAUCUCCGCCGUGAAGGAAGAAGAAGAUCAGAUUCCUUCGUCUCCUCCUCAGUUUCUCGAACACUCAACCGGUUUUAACUACCGGCGAAGCUUCACCGAUCUCCGUGAUCUUCUACCGAACCCCGUCGUCGAAGCUGGAUCUUCCGACAGCUGCGACUCAAGCGCUGUCCUGAACGAAGAAACCAGCUCGGAGAACGGAAGAUUGACGCCGCCGGCGGCCGCGGUUACCGGCGGGAGUUUCUUGCAGUUCGUGAAAACAGAGCAAACAGAGGAUCACGACGAGUUUUUCAGCGGCGAAGAAGCGUGUGGUUUCUUCUCCGACGAACAACCUCCUUCUCUUAAUUGGUACUCCGCCUCGGAUCACUGGACAUGAAAAAGUCGUUGGUCGGAGGAGAAAGAACGACGGGUUUACUGUGCUCUGUUAUCACUCUUUGGAGGAUAAAACUGGAAUAAUGAAAAAAUAAGGGGACUUAAAUGUUAAUUAACGAUGUCGGGGAGGGGGUUUUUCACGAUUAUGAAAGUCAUCGGAGAAAAUUCAGAUAAAAGUUUACUCCUCUAGUCCCAAUUGUAUUCCAAAGUUUACCCUUAAAAGAUUUCACUUUGUCUAA